Brassica napus (rape) is the source of this 1191-nucleotide messenger RNA. RefSeq lists its product as uncharacterized. The record is from RefSeq and is a predicted model, not a curated record. Bases 1 to 1191 code for a protein of 396 amino acids. The transcript is spliced from 4 exons. NCBI's taxonomy places the organism in Eukaryota, Viridiplantae, Streptophyta, Magnoliopsida, Brassicales, Brassicaceae. Gene Ontology annotation, biological process: DNA integration. Gene Ontology annotation, molecular function: nucleic acid binding.
AUGGUUGGGUUAGCUCCUCCAAAGACAGUGGAAGACAUUAGAAGCUUCCUUGGUCAUGCCGGAUUCUAUAGAAGAUUCAUCAAAGACUUUUCCUUGAUAGCUAUACCAUUGACUAAGCUUCUAUGCAAGGAGGCUGCUUUCAACUUUGAUGUGGAGUGUCUUGGAGCAUUCAAUACAUUGAAGGAUAAGCUGGUUAGUGCCCCCAUUGUGCAGCAACCAGAUUGGGAUCUUCCCUUUGAGAUCAUGUGUGAUGCUAGUGACUAUGUUGUGGGAGCUAUCCUUGGUCAGAAGAGAGAGAAGAAGACUCAUGUGAUCUACUAUGCAAGUAGAACUCUCGAUGAAGCCCAAAUGAAGUAUGCUACAACUCAGAAGAAGCUGUUAGCCAUUGUGUAUGCCUUUGAAAAGUUCAUAAGCUAUUUGGUUGGACUAAAGAUUGAGUGUGGGAUCCCCAUUGAUGAAGGGCUUCCAGAAGAACAGAUCAUGGCUAUUAGAGCAGUAGUAGCAGUUUGUGAAACUGGAAAGAAGCUUGAAGAAGUGAAGGCAACUGAAGAGAAAGGUCCUUGGUAUGAUGAUUUGGUGAACUACUUAGCUUGUGGAAGAGAGCCAUUGGUUGUUGACUAUGUCUCCAAGUGGGUGGAAGCUGUAGCAUGUCCCACCAAUGAUUUUAGAGUGGUGAUCAAGAUGUUCAAAAGCAUCAUCUUUCCAAGGUUUGGAGUUCCAAGAGUUGUGAUUAGUGAUGGAGGUUCUCACUUCAUCAACAAGCUGUUUGAAGGUCUUCUCAAGAAGAAAGGUGUGAAGCACAAGGUGGCAACACCUUACCAUCCUCAGACAAGUGGGCAAGUUGAGAUCUCCAACAGGGAAAUCAACUCUAUUCUAGAGAAGAUUGUGGGAACUAAAAGGAAAGACUGGUCUGACAAGCUUGAUGAUGCACUUUGGGCUUAUAGAACAGCUUACAAGACUCCUUUGGGAACCACACCUUUCAACCUUGUGUAUGGAAAAGCUUGUCAUCUACCAGUUGAGCUUGAGUACAAGGCAUUGUGGGCUGUUAAGUUGCUGAAUUUUGACAUCAAGAGUGCCAAGGAGAAAAGACUUUUCCAACUCAUGAAUGGGCAGAGGAUUAAGCUCUAUAUGGGAACCACAACAGAGGAGGAAGGAAUCUCAAUUCCACUCUCCGACCCCAUCUCCGCCUAG